This is a messenger RNA of Zalophus californianus (California sea lion), 2916 nucleotides long. RefSeq names its product ArfGAP with FG repeats 2 (gene AGFG2). The transcript has 14 exons. The coding region runs from base 164 to 1762 and encodes 532 amino acids. Lineage: Eukaryota; Metazoa; Chordata; Mammalia; Carnivora; Otariidae. The record is from RefSeq and is a predicted model, not a curated record. Gene Ontology annotation, molecular function: GTPase activator activity.
AGGCAAGGCAAGGGGUUGAGGAGUCUCUCGCGGACGUCGCCGGCUUCCUAGCUUCUGUCAGGGGAGCCCGGCGUGCGGAGGAGGCAGAGGAGGCGGGAAGGCGGCUGUGGUUGAAGGGACAAUUGCUGACUUGCGGGGAGGAGGUCCGAGGGAGCGGGCAACCAUGGUGAUGGCGGCGAAGAAGGGUCCAGGCCCGGGUGGCGGGGUCAGCGGGGGCAAGGCGGAGGCGGAGGCGGCCUCGGAGGUGUGGUGUCGCCGGGUGCGGGAGCUGGGCGGCUGCAGCCAGGCGGGGAACCGCCACUGCUUCGAGUGCGCCCAGCGCGGGGUCACCUACGUGGAUAUCACCGUGGGCAGCUUCGUCUGCACCACCUGCUCCGGCCUCCUGAGAGGCCUGAACCCCCCUCAUCGCGUCAAGUCUAUCUCCAUGACAACUUUCACUGAGCCUGAAGUAGUAUUCCUGCAAUCCCGUGGAAACGAGGUUUGCAGGAAGAUUUGGCUGGGUCUUUUUGAUGCUCGGACAUCUUUAAUACCAGAUUCCAGGGAUCCUCAGAAAGUGAAGGAGUUUCUCCAGGAAAAAUAUGAGAAAAAGAGAUGGUAUGUCCCCCCAGACCAAGUCAAGGGGCCCGCUUAUACCAAAGGCAGUGCCUCCACCCCCAUCCAGGGCUCCGUCCCGGAAGGGAAGCCCCUGCGGACUCUUCUGGGGGAUCCUGUGCCGUCUCUCUCAGCUGCUGCCUCCACCUCUAGCCAGUCUGUCAGUCAGUCUCAGCCUCGGACGUCCCAGCCCCGGAGCUCUCAGCCACCUCCCCACUCCUCAGUCAAGAAAGCCAGUACUGACCUGCUGGCCGACAUAGGUGGAGACCCCUUUGCCGCUCCCCAGGUGGCACCAGCUUUCGCUGCAUUCCCAGCCUUUGGGGGCCAGACACCUUCCCAUGGAGGAUUUGCCAACUUCGAUGCCUUUGGCAGUAGCCCCAGCUCCUCUGCAUUUGGAAGCAUUCCUCCAGCUGGCCAAGGCCCGUUCCAGGCCCAGCCAACACCCACAGCCAGUCGGAUGCUAACUGGAAGUUACAGCUUUGGGGGAGCCUGGAGAGGGGACGUUUCUAAAACUGCAGUUUCCCCUGAAACUGCUAGAAGGCAUGUAUACCAAUCCAGCCGCAGGGAAUGGGGCUCUGCAAGUGCGGAAGAAACCAACAAGAGCGCAGGGAGCAGCCAGGUGACUCCAUUUGCGGCCUCUCCUCUCGCACCUGCCAGUCAGCCCAACAGCGUCGCAGAUAUGGGUAGCCUCCUGGCGCCCGGAGCAUCACCUGGAGGUAUCCCUAGCAGCAUCUUCGGGGUGGCCGGCCAGGUCCCCACGCUCCAGUCGGCCACAGCUGGUGGAGGCGGCAGCACGGGGCUUGCCUUUGGAGCUUUCACCAACCCUUUCACAGUUCCUGCCGCCCACCCUCAGCUGCCUUCCACCAACCCGUUCCAGCCCAAUGGCCUGGCCACAGGGCCCAGCUUUGGGAUGAGCAGUGCGGGGCCUGGCUUCCCCCAGACAGUGCCACCCACCAGGGCCUUUGUCAGCACCUUCCCACCGCCACUGUUCCCCCCACAGACCUCGAUGACUCAGCAGCAGAAUGGUUCUUCCUUCAGCGACUUAGGAUCAGCCAAGUUGGGGCAGAGGCAACUGAGCCAGCCAGCUGGGACCUCUACCAACCCCUUCAUGACUGGAUCCUCGUCAAGCCCGUUUGCCUCCAAACCUCCAACCACCAACCCAUUCUUGUAGCACUUUGUCCUGGGGGGGGGGCUCUUCCCUGCCCUCUGGGGCCCCUCUACUCCCAGGAGCUCUGGUGACCAUUUGCCUGUGGCAUUUCUGUGGGUCUGAGACCAGAAUGGGCUUUGUUUUGUAGGGAAGGGCUCUUUGGGGAUGGUGGAGAUGCUAAUGCUUUGCUUGGGGCUUGCAGAUAAAAGGGCAGCUUCCUGGAUCAGCUGCCCCCAAGGCUUCCUCCCAUCCUCCCUCCAGCCCCUACCCAGGCAGGAGGCCCAGGAGGAGAGAAGGCAGGGCGUGGCCUAGAGGAGUGAUGAUGUUUGAUUUCUCAAAUUAUUAAUUAUAAUGACAAUAAUCCUCCUCUCCUGCCCUCAGCAUACUUGGUGGUCCCUUCACUCCCAACAGUGUGGGCAGAGGAAGCUGUGGGCACAGACUGACCCACAUUCCCCUGUGGGAGCAAGCCUUCCCCCAUCCCCAAUUUUCCAACACUGGUCUCCUUGUGGACAGAAGCACAGUGGGAAAAUUAGGGUCAAGGUGGAGUUGAGGCAUGGUGUUGACCUGGGACAGUGAUCAGACAGGCUGAGAAGGCUGAGGAGGGGCUGGGGGGGCGCUUGGGCCAGCAUCCCCCUUUUCUUCCCACCCCUACCAGGGCAGAAGGCCCUCCAUGAUUUUGCUUCCCCAGCUCCCUCCCUCAUCCUGGGUACUCAGGAUGAAUAAUAGUUUUACCUACAUACUUAGACAUGCCCAACUCCUGUCAAGCACUUUAGUUUGCUGUGGUGUCAUGUUUGGAUACCAGUGUUUUAUAUUUAUACAUAGAGAAUUUUCUAAUAUAGCCUAUUAUAUAUACACACACACGUGCACACAGAGAUAUAUAUACACAUGCCGCCAUUCUCCUGCUCCCAGACAGCUCUUUCACAUGGGGAGUGGAAUGGAUCCCCAUCUGUGCCUCGACCAGCAAAGCCGGAGCUCCAGAGGGUGGUGGGGAGGGCAGUCACAAGUCCUGACCACCCCAGAGCCUGGGCUUUUCCAGGGAAAGGCUUUGUGCAAUUGGCUGGUUUUUUUCCUUUCUUUUUCCCCAUGUGCCUCCCCCACCCCCCGAAAUCUCUGCACCAAAGCUGUUGCAGGCAAUGUUGGAAAAGAACUGCAUUUGAAAGAAAAAGGAAAUGGCUCUC